This is a messenger RNA of Periconia digitata, 471 nucleotides long. The record is from the annotation of a GenBank genome assembly. NCBI's taxonomy places the organism in Eukaryota, Fungi, Ascomycota, Dothideomycetes, Pleosporales, Periconiaceae.
AACUAACCUAAACGAGAGAAGAGAAGAGAAAGGGAUGAAAGGAUUUGCGCUCUGGGGACCCUCUAAGGAAGGGAAAUAGUACCUCCCGCACUCGGAAAACGACACCUUUGGCUGCGUGGCAUAAAAUUCGUCGAAUUCGGGACUCAUCGCAUCCUUCAAUGUGCGGACAUUACCGAUAGGGUGAAUUGUUCUCCAUGGGUCGAUACAGACUUUUCCCUUGCAAGACUUCAGGACCAUCAAGAGGGUGUCUAGUCGAGGCUGAAGUCUCUCUGGAGAGAAAUCGGGAUCGGUGGUUACAUCGCCGUCUUGUCGUGAACGCACUCGGGGUACUCUCAUUGUGUCAUCAACGGAUGGACCAGUCGUGCUAUUGCCUUUCACAUCCCAAAGGUUAUACAUCUGCCCUGGGUCCACCUGCGUGCGGUUAGCGGCAUAUUCGAAGUUGCAAUUGCGAGGUUCCAUACCUUCAUGUCG